GUAUGCGCGUUCAUGGGAGCCUGAAGCGAUCCAAACCUUUUACUAGCGUUAUCGAUAUCUUGAGUUAAUGAAUUGCAUGCGACAAACGUAUUUCUAAUGCUUAAAAGCACACAACGCGAGGUAUCUGCACUGACCGCAUAUUUAAUAUACUUCAAAACUGUUGUCUUUGUGACGGAGCUACUCCGCUGCUUCAGAUGUCCCCUGGAUGCGAGUUGAAUGAAGACAUGUACAAAUUCCUGUUGAUAGCCAACUGCGAACAGCGACUGCGUUACGCUUACUACUUUUACCCGAUCGACAAAGCGAAAAGGCCUUCGUUGGAAGCCGCACUGAUCCAGAAAUGUAUUUCCAGAAAUCAAAACAGCUGCUCAUUUUUCCUGCACGGUGGCUUCAACAUUGUGUACCGCAAAACAGGACAGCUCAUUUUCGUCAUUGGAACAGACGACGAUGAGAACAACCUCGCCGUGUACGAGUUUGUGCGCGCUUUUGUUCAAGUCCUGGACGCCUACUUCUCAGGAGUGGUAAGUAGCACAAUGCACGUAACUGAUGCAUAUUUCUAAUCUAUUCUUUCUGUUUGAUUUCAGACUGAAAAGAAGAUUGUUGCAGAGUUCUACAAGCUCCACCUCAUCCUGCAGCACAUGGUCAGCAACGGAAGUGUGUCGGAGACCAACGUACAAAACGUCCUGGAACGGUUGAAAGCUUUCGACAGUGCCUGAGUGUGCCUACAGUUUAGUAUAUCUUCGUGGUAGGGAAAGAACCAUUUGAGAUACAAAAAAAAAACAAAGCACGCUUUUAGUAUCUUCAGAAGCGUUAGCUCAAACAGGAGCAGACGUAUUCUUGCAAAGUCGUCUGCUUUGUGACCGGCCCUGUCCGUGCACUCCAGCACAUCCUUUGAGCCAAAACACUUAAUUGUGGAGUUUCAGUGUGCUGCACACUUUAAACAUGUGCAGGGAGGUUCACAGCCAGAUGUCGAGAUACGCACAAACUGAAGAUCAUACAUACUUUUGCCAUACCUCCAUUGCAAGCUACUUUAUGUUGUUUCAAAAAAUUUCCGUGCAUCGUCAGCUGGAUUUGUGCAGCUGUCUGUCGAGCUGAUUUCGCCCGAAACAUUUGCUUUCUUCUUUUUUUUUUUCCUGUACGAAUCACAGAAAUGAACAUACGAAUUAAAUAUGCCUUGCCAACUUU
Messenger RNA from Dermacentor albipictus, 1182 nucleotides. RefSeq names its product AP-4 complex subunit sigma-1-like. Lineage: Eukaryota; Metazoa; Arthropoda; Arachnida; Ixodida; Ixodidae. Gene Ontology annotation, cellular component: intracellular membrane-bounded organelle. The record is from RefSeq and is a predicted model, not a curated record. Gene Ontology annotation, biological process: vesicle-mediated transport; protein transport.